Molecule: messenger RNA, 5468 nt
Organism: Pan troglodytes (chimpanzee)
Lineage: Eukaryota; Metazoa; Chordata; Mammalia; Primates; Hominidae
Exons: 1
Coding region: 2729-3394 (221 amino acids)
Source: RefSeq, a predicted model, not a curated record
AAGGGAGAGGGGAUAUGGAUUCUCCAGGUUUGUCCUGAACCUGAGUCUGCGCUAGGUUCUGUGGAAUCACACAGGAGCUCCUGCUUUCCAGCCACGGCUCUCCUGAUCUCCAAAGUGACCCCUGGGUUACCUUGACCUCAGCACCCCACCCUGCCCCAGGCCAAACCAGGCUCUCCUACUAGUCCUGUGACCUUCACUGCCCCCCUCCUUCCUCAUGCCAGGUCAGGAAAGGAGACAGCCCUUAUCGAGUGGCAGGGAGGACUGAUGGUUAUAACGCACAGUACAAGGGUGGCAGGUUGUGUCCUGUGUCAUGGGAGUGGCCUUUGCCUCUACCUUCUCUAAGUGAGUCUCAGCCAGGCUGGGGGCUCCCAGAGGCACAGGGCCUCCACAGUGGGGUCCCCAGCAAGCUGCCUGGUUUAGUUCAGGGUGCCUGCUACUUCCUGGCUGCGUGGGCUUGUCACAUCUCCUUUCUGCAUCUCAGCUUUCUCAUCUGUUAAAUGGGUAUGCCGGUACCCAAACCAUAGGGUCGUCAAAGCCUGCCUGAAGCAGGGCUCAGAGCACACCAUAAGGAGUUCAGAUGGGAAAAGAGCAAACUGGGAAGGCUCUGCCUGGGAAGGGGGUGGGACAGCCUGGAUUUGGGACGCGUGGCGUGUGCUGGGGAGGUGGGGCUAGGAGAGGUGGGGCGUGCAGAGGUGCCUCUGAGGGACAGGCUGGGCGUGGAAUUUGCUGCAGAACUCGGCGUGCACAGGCCUGCCCCGGAGGGGUUCAGAGGCCUAAACAAAGCUGGGAGCCGGCAGGGAGGGGGUGGGGGAAGGAACCUCUAAGAGAAGGGACAGUCCUCUCCCGGGGCACCCACUCCCCACCUAGGUGCAGCGCCUCUCCCCAAACACACGUGCUGCCAAGCCCUUCAUCAGUCACCCUGGCACUGACAUCCAUAAAUCCCAUUAGUCACACCGACACAAACACAUCCAGUCCCCGGCAGACAAAGACUCGGGGCCCCAAAGCGGCCGUGUCUGUCCCCAGUGGUGCUUUCCCCAUGCCUAGACCUGUGCCGACACCGCCGGCGCUCCAGCAAUCGCUGAACCGACAGCAAGCAGCCCUCCUCGCAAUCACAAACGCCUCCUGACCCGCGCACUGCAGGCCCCCGGAUAACCACAGUCGCCCCUUUCCCCCAUUCCAAGCCUCUCCCAUCUCCUCUGGGUACACACGUACUGCUGUAAUCACCCACGAAUUCCCUUGGCCAUUCCCUCUUCCGCGUCUCUCUGGAGGGGGUAGGGCUGACACUGCGCCCUCCUCCCCAAAGCCUGUGCUCGGACGGGUCAGGCAGAAAAACCAUCCCCCAAGGUCACCAGAGCUCUUCAGCAGGCGCCCCCGGGAGCUGAUUUAUUGGCGGUUUAUUUGGAGAAACGCUAUCGCUCUUAGAUUCUGGAGGGGGGAAAAACACGCUCGCGGUGGACUUUAACCUUGGGCUGAAACCACAGCGCUUUGUUUUCGGAGGUGCUUCCUGGGGCGCCGCGGCAGGGCUGGGGCCUAGCGGGGGAAGCUGGGCCGGAAUGUGGCCCAGCAGCCUCUCCACUCCCAGGCUGCGCUUCUGCCUGCCCGGGCAAGCGCUCAAAUUCCUCUGGGCCCGGCCGGAAGCCCUCGGUCCCUCCAAAAGUGCUUCUAGAAAUUUUAGGAAGGAGCCGAAGCUCCUUGGGUGAGGGCGUCCUUGGAGCGAGGUUUCCAAACCCUCCCAUCCCAAGCCCCCGGCAUGUGCCACCCGCCGUUUGCAGUCGUGUCACUGGCAUGGUGAGGUUUUCGGGAGGCACCCAUGAAGGGCUGAAUGCUCCGGUUUCCGUGCACCUUAAGUCUGGAGCAAAACCCCGCUGGAGGUGGUUGGCUCCAAUCGCGCCCAUGGUUUGCUUGGCUGAUGUAAGACACCAGCGCGAAGGCCUGUUCCCGCCCCUCUGGCAGAGAUAAACUAAGCGUUAUUAUUGCAAAUGCACCCUCUCUGGAUCUGCUCCCCACGACUAUUCGUGUGUCAAAACCGCCGCUUCCACCAGGCAGCCACAAGGGCGAGACCCAUUCCCGCUUUCCCCAUUGCUGAGCCAAAGCUCGCAGCCAAGGAGGGCUCCAAGCCGGGACCCCGGUUGGAGAAAAUCCUGGGGCAUCCAGCGGCACGGAGGGUGGGAACCAGAUGAGCCUCCGCCUCUGCGCACGGUGCCCACAGUCACACCCCCCGUUGGUCCACCUGUGCCAAAAAAAAAAAAAAAAAAGGCCCUUCAUGCGCCCGCAGAGGGCUCUGAGGAGGCACGAGAUGAAGGCAGGGUCCGCGGAGAGGUGGCAAGCUGAAUUCUGAGAAGCCGCUCUGACCCUGACCCUGGCGUCGCCCCUCCGUGGUGCAGGUGGCACCGGAGUUGGGCUCGAGCGGAGAGCCGCAUGCCCAUCCCAGUCUCACCGAGCCUUCCUAGGAGGAAAUGCCAGGCCCGGGCGCCCCUACCCCAAGGCGGUGAUCCUGUGAAGCUCGGGCCACCUCAGGGUCCAGCGCCCUCAGAUGGUGUUGACACCGAGGAACGAGGCCGUUCCCUCUCUUUGGUGAACGGAGAAGCUCCUGGCGUGGUUCCCUGCGCAGUCUCCGGGUCCCCAGGCCGUGAUGGGGUGAGCAGGGUGCGCGGCGUGGCCCGGGACACGAGACCGGCCCGGAGCACCCCGGCGUGAGCAGCGGGAAGGAGGGCCCGCCCGGAGAUUUAUGGCCGCAGCCGGCCCCCUGCGCACUGAGGGCGUCUUGGUCCUUUCCCAGCCAAACAGUGGAGUGGAGGACCCGACCCCGGCUGGAGGAAGAGGCCAGGGCCGGAGGCGGGGCCGAGAGGAGCUAGAAUCCAUCGGGGCUGGGCCUGGCGCAUCAGUCCGAAUUCUGCCCGCCUUGCGCCCUGGUCUCGGUGGGGUGUGGGGCGCUGGCGCCGCGUCCCUGGUCUUUCAGGCAGGUCCGGGCAGCUCCUGGCUGGGUUGGCCCGACCUAGACUUGGCGCUGUAUCGCGGCUGGGCCUGUCGCAGCGAGGGGACGGCCAACGUGGCUUUCCCGGGCACAGCCUCUCCGGGUUUUAGCCGCGCCCGCCAGACACGGAACCUGCGGAAACCGGCGCUUAAGACACCCAGCCACACGGCCUCUCAGCUGGCAGCAGAAGCUGGCAAUCCCUCAGGGGGGUGCCCUUCAGUGAGAUGCCAGCGGAGAGUGGGGGCUUUGGUCCCCACCUGGAAAGGCGGUUGGCGCGACGGGUGGAGUGGCUCGGGUGGCCGCGCCAAGGAAAGGAUCCUGGCUUUUUCUUUCCCCGCUGGGGGAGGGAUAAGGGGAGAAUGUGUCCAAGCGGCCAGCAAUACCAGAAUUUGGGAAGAACCGGGUUCAACGCCGAAUUGAGAGAGACCGUCUGAUCGCGGGAGCUGCACCAGCCCGGUGUAGGGGGCCGAGCCUGCGCCAACAAAAGCGCGACAGGGGUGACGGCCGGGCUCAAGGUUGGCCUGUCCUUUGGUUUUAAAACAAAGACGGAGAAUUGUGUCAGUCGGGAGGCGUCCAGGGAGCGGAGGCCGGAGCCAGCGGCCCAGGAACACAGGAAAGGCCUCGGCUCCGGUGGCCCAGGCUGGCCGCGGAGAAGCACGCUGGGCCGGGCCUCGGCUAGCCAGGGCAGAUUCUCCCGCAGCUGCGGCUUGGGGCUACAAGGAAGACCCCCCCAACCCCCAGCCGAUUUUCUACCCAGUCAAACACACACACAGACACGCGCGCGCGCGCGCACACACACACACACACACACACACACGCACUUUCACUCAAUUGCGUCCACAGUUUUUGGCCACCUAUCCCGCUGGGUAAACAAAAGUAUGAGGGGGUGGGGAGGGGAUGGAAUGGGGGUGGGGCGCGGAAGAUGGCGGCUGGACCUGGUGGUCUAUGGCCUGUGCCCUAUGGCCACAGCGCCCAGGCCUGGUUUUUACAUUUCAAUGUGGCCCGCCAUACUGGGGAGGGCGUUUCCCUGGACCCUGAAGCCUAGUUAGGGAUGUCCUAGAGGCUCCCCUUUACGAAUGGGGGCACCCGGGCUGCAGCCACUACUACUUAGCUUGGGAUCGGUCCUCCGCCCCAAGAUGGCUCCCAGUCGCUGUUUACUCAGCGACUGCAGGGACACCAGGGCGCGGGGCCGGGGAGCGGGCGAAGAUCACGGAGCGUAGACUGGCCCGGGCAGGUGGCCUCUCCGCGUGGCCCGCCCGCGCCCCCAAGCACGCGGCAGCCCUGGAAAACCGCGUGGGCAGGAUGCGUCCUGGCCGCCCCGCCUGGUGGCCAGGAACUGGGAGCCACCACCACCACCACCGCGUCCCCAGGCCCUGCUCCCCGGCCGGACUCCGGUGGCUGCAGGGCCGCGCAAAUAUGGAGUGGGUGCCAGGGGCAGGUAGGGAAGGGCCGGUGCAAGGGGGCUGGGCGCACAAAGCCCAGGCGGGGAGGGGACCUUCUCUGCCCCGAACCGCGGCCCUAAUGAAAUACCGGCUGGGUUCGUCACACCGCCGAGGCGCACACUUGAAAAAUGCAAACGCCAUUGGCAAAUCCAGGGCAAACAGGCAGAAUUUUUAUUAGCAACUAAAUGAUUUAUGGCACACGUACCCCGCCGUCACAAUUACGGCGUCUCGGAGCAUCCAGGGGGUGAAAACAUUAAACAUUUAUAAAAAUAAGCCUUUGUUUUUUCUACUCCGCAAAGCUUUUGUUUUCCCCACCCCAAAUCUCUCAGGAUAUACAUAUUUUUUCCUUGAGCUAUAUUAAAAUAAAGAAAAACAUUCCCCAAAUCCAGGGCGGGGUAAUGCGGUGGGGAAUUAGGAUCUGGGCUUGGAAUAUUGGUGGGUAAAGAGGGUGGAGAGGAAGCGAUAGGGCCUCGGGCGUGGGAGGGCUUAACUAGGAACACACAAGACCUCUGCGUAAGGCUCAAGGGCGCUCUGCGCCCCCACACACGGCCCCCUUCCCCCGCCUGGGCUUCCAGCAGCCCCGCGCAGCUCGACUGCGUUUAUUCGAUUCCUGCAGUCCCCUCCUCCCCUAAGGCACACAGACACAAUACCUCCUUUCUCUAACCCCCCUCUCCUCUCCGUCUUUGCUCCUGGCCGUCCCGGGGAUGCACCGGGCGCCUCCCGCCGCCCCGAAUGCCGAGGCCGCCACUGAGACCCGCACGCCCAGCUCCAAACGCGGACACCGUGGCUUGUUCCCCUCGGCUCCGGCUAUUUUCGUUCCUUUCUUUCCUUCUCACUCCUCCCUCCUCCCCAGCGGAGCUACAGCUUCCAAAAGAGGGCAGCCUAGAAACCAACGCAGGAAGCUCCAGGAAGGGCAACUUGAAACUGCCCUCAAGAGGCUGAACUUUUUUCCUCAAAUUUAUCCUGGAAUUAAAUUAGACACCCCCCAGUUCGUUCUCGAAGCCUCCCCCCACUUUUUUCUAAAAGUGGAGAAAAGAAAAUAGAACGAAUGG